UUAUCACUUGUCGCUGGCCAAAUCUAAGAAUAAUAAUACCCUUUCCUUUUUAUUGUUUUCUUUUUCUGCCGUUUCCAGUUGAGGAAGUUCGGCUUGGUUCUGGUUAGCAACGGUCAAGAAGAGCAGCAGCGGGAGCGGCAGGCGGCGCUUCGCAUUUCGCGGGAGGACCGAGGACGUGGUUAUUCUUGGCGGUCUCUGGGUGUGGUCGAGCUUCGCGGAAGGACGAGCGGCGGCGGAGAGCUUCAGUCUUUGGCGGGUAAGCAUUUGGUAAAUGGCAAGUGUUGUCGUGCCUCCUAAUUGUCCAAGAAAUGCCAUACUUCCAUCUCCCAUGUGUAUCAGUUCUGCAGUUGCAACAUUCAACAUUCCAGGAUGCUCUCCAGAAAAUGUUUGUGCUAACUGGAAACACUAUUCUUGGUGUUCUCUCUUCUGUGUAGCUCGACCUUCUUUGUCUAAUAACUCCAAGAAGAUGGUGUGGUUGAUUAGGAGCAGUCUUGAUGACAAUGCCCCGGAUCCUUCUCCUUCGAGUGGCAGUAAUGGGAGAACACGAUUAAUUAGGGCAAUUCUCAGUUUCCAAACCAGGUUAGAAGCAAGAAUUCAGGAAAUAAGGAAAGGUUUUCCACUAAAAUUGCUUUUCUUCUUGGCGGGAUUUUACUGCGCAACUGCAUUUGCUACUGUUAUUGGGCAAACAGGUGACUGGGACAUUCUAUCUGCUGCCUUGGCUGUGGUUGUUGUAGAGGGGAUUGGGGCACUCAUGUACAGAGCUUCUUUUCCUUUCUUAAACAAGAUUAAGAGCCUUAUAACAGUCUUUAACUAUUGGAAGACUGGGCUUUCCCUCGGUCUCUUCUUGGACUCAUUCAAGUACGAUAUGGACAGUGUUUUUGGAUUGAGUAACCCUUUCAACUAUGAAUUUGAUCUGUUUUCCAUUUUAAUGCAUCACUAGCUCCAUCAGAUGUUGUUGACUGAUGAGUUUUCUGUCCAAGCAUCAAGCAAAAUUGAUUGGUCAGCAGAGGUAAUCUGUACCCAAUUGGUGCAAUGGUUACCAAGAUCAAACUAGUUUGAAGCAGGAUAAGAUGCGAGGAGGUCAAAUUACAUGGGUGGAUGCAAGAGGGAAUAGCCAGCCCUUGCUUGGUAAAAGACUGAUCUUUUAAUGUUAUGAUUUUAUUUGAGAUGAGGCUCACAUGGUUAAGGCUGCUCUGCUCCAAUUGCCAUGCUUUUAUGUUGAUUGUUCUGUCAUUUCUUCAAAGUACAAGAACUUUUUUUGCAUUGAUGGGGCUUUGGAACAUCAGAAUCUAAACAUGGGUUGUGAACUGCUGGACUGGUCCUAAACUCAAUUGGUCAAAAUUGAGCGCUUUCCCCGGGUGUAGACUCCAUUUGAAUUAGUGCGAUAGAUUUUUGGUUAGUAGCAGACUCGUGAUAUCAGCUUCAAUUCUGUAUUCGUUUCGUGGCUUUGUUUUGUUCUUUGAUAUACUAUACUAUUAUAUUAUACGGUGUCGACAUUGUAUAGAGACGGCAGGACAUGGAAUUUUUCCUUGUUCUGCUUGAUAUAAAAUUCAAACCAAUAAAAAAAACUGUUAAACUCUUUAAAA
Humulus lupulus (European hop) is the source of this 1586-nucleotide messenger RNA. RefSeq lists its product as uncharacterized. The transcript has 3 exons. The record is from RefSeq and is a predicted model, not a curated record. NCBI's taxonomy places the organism in Eukaryota, Viridiplantae, Streptophyta, Magnoliopsida, Rosales, Cannabaceae. The coding region runs from base 272 to 940 and encodes 222 amino acids.